Molecule: messenger RNA, 717 nt
Organism: Quercus robur (English oak)
Lineage: Eukaryota; Viridiplantae; Streptophyta; Magnoliopsida; Fagales; Fagaceae
Product: cell wall / vacuolar inhibitor of fructosidase 1-like
Exons: 1
Coding region: 66-602 (178 amino acids)
Biological process (GO): negative regulation of catalytic activity
Molecular function (GO): enzyme inhibitor activity
Source: RefSeq, a predicted model, not a curated record
UAAGCAUAAGCUCCACACAAUAUUCUCUAUCCCACUAAGAAUAAACAUCUUUUUCUUCUACAAAGAUGAGAACUUUGGUGUUCAUAGUUCUUGUUUAUGUUGUCUUUCAAAUCAUAUUUCUAUCAUCAAGUCAAUGUGCCAAACUGAGUUCCAAUGAUGACAAUUUGAUUGAGCAAACAUGCAAGAAAACACCAAACUACCGUCUUUGCAUCUCUUCCCUUAAAUCAGAUCCUAAAAGUGCCACAGCAGAUGUUACAGGGCUAGCUCUCAUAAUGGUUAAAGUACUCAACACCACGGCAACUCGAACUCUAAUCCACAUCAAUAGCCUUCUUCAUCAUAGCCCAAGUCCUAAGAUAAAGAAAGCAUUACUUUCUUGUGCUGAUAUGUACUAUAAUGGCAUUAUAACUGCUGAUGUUCCAGUGUCCAUUGAAGCUUUAACUAAGGGCGAUCCUAAGUUUGCCGAUGAUAGUACACUCGAUGCUGCCAAAGAGGCCACUUUAUGUGAAGAAGGUUUCUCAGGCAAUUCACCACUGACUGUUGACAACACAAAUGUGAACAAUGUCGCAAGAGUUACUGAGGCCAUUGUCAAGCUAUUGCUUUAAGUAGCUUUUAUGCAUUUCUCUAUUUGUAUUAUCAAGAUUCAUGGGAUGUCAUGUAAAUCUAUAAUCAUGUACUUUCGAAAAUCAAAUUUAAAUCUUUUAGUAUGUCUUUUGCCCA